Tetranychus urticae (two-spotted spider mite) is the source of this 1452-nucleotide messenger RNA. Its product is annotated as dehydrogenase/reductase SDR family member 7-like. NCBI's taxonomy places the organism in Eukaryota, Metazoa, Arthropoda, Arachnida, Trombidiformes, Tetranychidae. Gene Ontology annotation, molecular function: oxidoreductase activity. The record is from RefSeq and is a predicted model, not a curated record.
UAAUGUUUAUUGAUAGAUAACUGAACCAGUGGUUUGUUUUCUUUUAUUUAUCUCUUAUUUUAGUUUUAAUAAUGUUUAUUCUUAAUUACUGAUUAUUCAUAAUUAUACGUAUUUAAUUCAUUAGUACUGUUAACAAUAAAGACUAUUCAUACAUUUUCAUCUAUCGUAUGAUUAUUUUGUGCCAAGGAAUAUGAGUUUAGCAAUGAUGUUACCCCUUCAAAAGAUUCUAUUGACAAUCAACUUGGUUGAUUGGCAAUCAAUUGCUAUUGCUGUGUUUCUGUUUUUAAUUUUCAUGGUGACAAUAGCUUGGUUUUAUUUUGUCAAUUAUUUUGAUUGUGAUCUUAGUUUAUAUCUCAAUAGAAUUUUGUUAAAAUUAAAACAAGAAAGAGAUUGUUAUAUUAAAGGAAAGGUUGUUUGGAUAACAGGUGCUUCGAGUGGUAUCGGUGAAGCUCUUGCCUAUGAACUUGUCCCUUACAAUGUUAAACUAGUCCUUUCAGGCCGAAAUGAAGAGCGUAUCCAGAAAGUCAAACAAAAUUGUAUAUCUAAAGGCUGUUCCAAUAGUAACAUAAUAACAAUUACAUUUGAUAUAAGGAACAGAGAGGAUCACCAAAUCGCGCUAGAAUCUGUAUUACAGCGAUUCGGAAAAGUUGACAUCUUUGUAAACAAUGCCGGAACAAGCCAAAGGUCUCGUUUUGAACUCAUUGAGUCUCGUGUUGACCAGGAUCUAUUUGACAACAACGUAUUUGGAGGUGUUAAUUUGACUCGGUUGAUUCUUAAACAUUGGUAUGAUACAAAUUCAAAAGGCCAUAUUGUUGUUACUAGUAGCAUCGUUGGAAAAGCCGCUUUACCCGAAUGUGCCUCUUAUACUGCUUCUAAACAUGCACUUCAUGGUUACUAUGAAUGUCUUCGCUAUGAAGCUGCAUCCAAGGGUAUAAUUAUAACAAUGGUUUGUUCUGGACCUGUUAAAACUGGUAUCGCUGCUGUUUCAUACACUGGAACUUAUGGCAUUUUAUUAAAUGGUUCAGUGUCAUCGAACCGAAUGAGUCCAAAACGUCAUGCUGAACUUAUGGUUUGCGCUAUUGAAACAAGGCUGGAGGAAGUUUGGAUCACAAUUCAACCCUUUCUUUGGUAUUGCUAUGCUCAUCAAUACUUUCCUACUCUCAGUAAAAGAUGGCUAAUUAACAUGGCAAACAAUUUAUCCAAGUCCAGAGAUAAUUGAACAUUGAAAAAAAGUUAUUUUGAUUCAUAAGUUGGAUUAUUUUUGGAAUCGCUAUCUCGAUAUUGUAUAUUUUUUACAAUACACAUUGUACAUUAACCUUUCAGGGUAGGUUUAAAGAAACGAAUGACCUUUACAACAGUCAUUAACUGAAAUAUCCUUAAAUUACAAAAGAAAUAAUGACGCAUAUUUUCUUAAUCUUUACUUGAUUAAUAAAUUGACGAUUGAUAAAUUGA